Molecule: messenger RNA, 2211 nt
Organism: Mercurialis annua (annual mercury)
Lineage: Eukaryota; Viridiplantae; Streptophyta; Magnoliopsida; Malpighiales; Euphorbiaceae
Product: LEAF RUST 10 DISEASE-RESISTANCE LOCUS RECEPTOR-LIKE PROTEIN KINASE-like 2.1
Exons: 3
Coding region: 72-2024 (650 amino acids)
Biological process (GO): protein phosphorylation
Molecular function (GO): ATP binding; protein kinase activity; polysaccharide binding
Source: RefSeq, a predicted model, not a curated record
UUUAUCAAACACCAAUUAUCCAUCUCUUUAACCAAUAAUUCACAAAUUCAUUUCUCUAAUCAAUUUCUGAAAUGAACAUAUUUCCUCUCCAAUCUCAAUUUAUCUCCUUCUUGUUCACUCUCCUCUCACUUUCAUUCUUAUCAAAAUAUGGUUACAGUGACAAUGAAGAACUAUACUAUUCCAACUGUGCCCCUUUUAGCUGCGGAAACACAACAAAUUUCAGCUACCCUUUUUGGGGACAUGCCCAACCUGAGUAUUGUGGGUUACCAGGUUUCAGAAUUGAUUGCAAUAAAGGCUCAGCGACAUUAGAGAUCAUGUCCUUGAAGUAUAACAUCAUCGAAAUCGAUCCUGAUCGUCAAAUCCUCAGGAUCGCCAGACUCGAUCUAACGGAUAAUAUUUGUCCUACAGGUCAACCCUUAAACACCACCUUGGAUGUUACUCUCUUCAGGUAUACUUCAAAUGACGAAAAUGCCACUCUGUUAUACAAUUGCGACUUCUCAUCAGAAUCACAGCUUCGUAACGAAUUCGAUUGCAGCAUAAAUAAUGUUCGUCGAAAAGGGUACUUGACAUGGCCGUCGAUUAGUACUAGUGAGUUUGCGAUUGGUUGUAAUGUUAGCGUUUCGGUUCCGGUCCUGGAGAGAGCAGUUGAGGGAUUUUUGCAACAGAAAAUGACAGUUAGCCAAGUUUUAAGUGAAGGAUUUGAGAUUUGGUGGAUUAGUGAUCAAGUCAAGUGCAGAGAGUGUUUAAUGUCAGAUGGGAGAUGUGGGAAUAAUUUGACGACGAAUGGAUUCAGUUGUUUAUGCCGUGAUCGGCCUUACGACCGGACAUGUUUGAUGGAUCCGGCAGCAAAACCGUCUACUGAAAAUAAUUCAGGAAGUGAUAAGAAUAUAAAGUUGGAAGUUGGUAUAGGAAUUGGCGCAUCCCUUGGAGUAAUUGGGAUUUUAAUCACCAGCUGUGUCAUUAUUGAUUGUUCCAAGAAGAACCUCUUAUGGAAGAUCAAUAACAAUAAUCAAAAGUUUGAGGCAUUUCUUGAGAGCUACGGGCCUCUACCAGUAAAAAGAUACAACUUUUCACAAAUCAAGAAAAUGACAAAUUCUUUCAAACACAAACUUGGCCAAGGAGGUUAUGGAACUGUAUUCAAAGGGAACCUAUCUGAUAUUGGUUGUCCCGUAGCAGUAAAAAUCUUGAAUGUAUCUAAAGAAGAAGGUGAAGAAUUCAUCAACGAAGUUGCUAGUAUCAGUAGAACUUCUCAUGUUAACGUUGUCACUCUUUUAGGGUUCUGUCUCCAAGGUGAUAAAAAAGUUCUAAUUUACGAGUUUAUGCCAAAUGGAUCGCUCGACAAGUUCAUUGGCAACGCGACAACUCAUGAUCAGCAUUUGGAAUGGAAGAUCAUGCACGAAAUUGCAAUUGGAAUAGCUCGAGGACUUGAGUACUUACAUCGAGGAUGUAACACGAGGAUUGUGCAUUUCGACAUUAAGCCGCAUAAUAUCCUCCUUGACGAUAACCUUUGUCCAAAAAUUUCCGAUUUUGGACUCGCCAAAUUAUGUACUAGAAAUGAGAGUAUUAUAUCAAUUAUAGAGGCUAGAGGGACAAUUGGGUAUAUAGCUCCAGAGGUCUUUAGCAGAAAUUUUGGCAAGGUUUCAUAUAAAUCAGAUGUUUAUAGCUACGGAAUGAUGGUUUUAGAAAUGAUUGGUGGUAAAAAGAGAGACGAGGCCGAUGAGACGGACCGUACUAGUGAAACUUAUUUUCCGAAUUGGAUUUACAGGCGUCUAGAGCUAAGCAAUAUAUGUGAAUUGUACGGUGGAGUUUCUGUAGAAGAAGGUGAUAUUGUGAGAAAAUUAACGAUGGUUGGGUUAUGGUGCAUUCAGACAAAUCCAUCGGAUAGACCAUCGAUGAGUAAUGUGCUAGAAAUGUUACAUGGAAGCACCGAAGCUCUCGAGUUUCCGCCGAAGCCUUUCCUAUCUUCGCCUCCGAGGUCUUUACCAUCAUGUCUAUAUACUACAUCAACAUCAAUCGGUGAAUAAUUCGGCUUAUUACUUUGUGUGGUGUCAGAUCUUUAUUUUUAGUUUUAAUUUGAUACCGAAAUGUUAAUUUGUAUUAAAGUGAUACUGUAAAUUUAAUUUAUGUUGUAGGCGAUGUACUUGAAUAAAUUUAGACAAUUGUAUAUUUACACGGCUUUCAAAGAUGAAGAAUAUUUGUCCGGUUACCGUC